GAUUGUCAAAAAUUAUCGUGUCAGAUCACUAAGCUUCAAAAUGGAUUCUUUGCCAGAAGAGAUAUUCACUGAAUUGAAACAGCAAUUCCAGAAGAUCAAACUCCACCUUCCUUCAUCUUCUAACAAACACCAUGAACAGCAAGUCCAAGAUUCAGGUGAUGGUAUCAUAAAAGAUGACGCAAACCUUUUGGAAACUGAAUUUUCUCUUGUAGCGUCCAAACUCGAAGAGAUUCUCACAAAACUGAAAACCGAAUCAUCAGACUACUUCCUGGUUCUGUCCAUGGUGGGGUCUAUCCUCUACGAAAAAUCCAAGAUGUCUUUGAAUACGAACAACUUCGAAAAAUCCAAGGAGUAUUUGGAUAAGGCACUGGGCCUGAUAAAAGGUCAUAUGGAUAACCCGCAGAUAUCGUUUCUUUAUAUGAGGAUCAUCAAUUAUCUUUCUUUCGUUCAUACCAGGAUGGGAGAUCUGGACAGCGCCAAAUCUCAUCUUGAAAGCAUCGUUCUAAGUGAACUGAAAUGUGAGCCUAACGUAUACAGUACUGAAGAUCUAUUCACCAGAAUGAAAAACGAGAAAAACCUGGACAAAACCAAGGUAGAGAAAUUGAUGAUCAACAAUAUGCAGAUGCUAGGUUGGAUAUACGGAAAACAAGGUCAAGGGGAUCUCUAUGCCGAUAUAAUCCACAAAAGUCUUCAGAAAGAAAUGGAUUUGGAUGAUACUGAUCCUAUCAUGUGGGCAACGAGAUGCUAUAGACUCGCUUCAUUGUUUUUGUCUCAGGAUAAAUGGGAGAACGCUAGGUACCACUUGACAGCUGCUCAGACUGUUUUGGAUCCCCUAGAAGUCGGAAUGACGCCUAAUAUUUUGCUGUUUAAAACUCAAGCUGAAAUGGCUCGAGUAUGGGUCAACUAUGGAUUACAACUCUUCAGCAUCAGCAAGAAGUCGAUCCUUCAAAAAAUGUGGGAGGAUUCUGAAGAAAUCAAGAAGCCAGACGUACCUGUCAGUACCAAGCCUUCUUAUGAAUUCGUCGGCGUAGAGGUCAAAGUCCCAUCGAUCCCUGCCAAAGAAAUCGAGAACAUCCAAGAAGCAAGAGAACUCUUUACCCACACUCACAAAUGGUUAAAGAGAGCUAGACUCUUUUACACGCUCAGAGAUUACCCCCUACAGUAUGUCAAUAUAAUCUUGGAACUCAGCGAGUUGUACAGAUACCUAGCGUUUUACGAGAAAGAUCUAGACUCCCAGUACGACGUUCACAAGAAAAGAUACGAAACCCUAGAAACCCUCAGUACGAUCUUGCGUGAAGUUCGUCCGAGUUGUUACCAAGCUGUUUGCGUGGAAAUAAUAAGAGAGAUCAUGGAGGUGCAAAUCGAACUGAUGAAUCUCAACCUGAAGAGACUCUACAGUCCUAGUGACGACGCUGAUCUAGAUGAGGACGAGCUACAGAAGAGAAUCAACACUGUCGCUCACAUCAACGCUAAGAUCGAUCAUCUGUGUAAUGUCGAUCACAGCAAGACUGCUGUGGAUUUGACUGGAAACGAGGUUAGUACUCAAGAGAUUGGUGAAGAUACUGAAGAAGGUGUAAAACAGAGAAAAGCCGAGACUCAUGAUGCUGGGAAGAAUGUUGAGGUGACUGCAAAAAAUGGGGAUGGUGAAGGAAAUGACCAGAAGAAAGAAUCUUAGUGGUUUGAAAAACGUAUCUGAAUAUUCCGUGUCCUGAUGAUUUCAAUAAAGUAUUCUGAAAUAUUAUUUUUUUGUCCAAGCGGCAUAGAA
Molecule: messenger RNA, 1765 nt
Organism: Phaedon cochleariae (mustard beetle)
Lineage: Eukaryota; Metazoa; Arthropoda; Insecta; Coleoptera; Chrysomelidae
Source: the annotation of a GenBank genome assembly